This is a messenger RNA of Chiroxiphia lanceolata (lance-tailed manakin), 1280 nucleotides long. It is a transcript of the gene IMMP1L, whose product is annotated as inner mitochondrial membrane peptidase subunit 1. Gene Ontology annotation, cellular component: membrane; mitochondrial inner membrane peptidase complex. NCBI's taxonomy places the organism in Eukaryota, Metazoa, Chordata, Aves, Passeriformes, Pipridae. The transcript is spliced from 3 exons. Bases 721 to 1200 code for a protein of 159 amino acids. The record is from RefSeq and is a predicted model, not a curated record. Gene Ontology annotation, molecular function: serine-type endopeptidase activity.
GCCUUUCUCCCGUUUUUUAACACUUUUAUUAAUGCAGAGUGUGCAUAAGGUAUUUCAUUAGAAGGUGAUGCUCAUAGCUGGGAAGUAUUGAUGAACAUACAGAAGGAUUCUUCAUUACUGUUUCGUUUUCUGACAGUGCUAAAACUACUCUUGUUUUCUGCUUUUAUAUUUCUCAAAUAUUUAAUGGUUUGAUUAUAGUUUAAUUAUCUGUCAGGUUUGAUUUACUGUUUAAGAUCCCAUACUGUGUGACUUCUGUGUUCAUAAACCACUGUGGAGUCUUCUUCAGUGACGCCAUUCUGUCUGAGACCAGCACUGGGGAUAAGGUUGAGACAGUUGUGUUUCUUUCUGAACAGUCCUGCUGAUGGUCUCCUGAAAGAGGCUGCUAGUUUGAUGUGGAGGGGUUUUGGUUUUUUGGUUGUGGUGUUUCUGUUGGGUUUGGUGGUUUUUUACCAGUGAACAAUCAUCUGUGUGAUGAUAAAGUAUUUUAAGUAAACAGCCUUUUUACUUGUCAGUGCAUAGGGGAGUUACUUACCCCUCUUUUAUUCACUAUUCUGAAUUCAAAAUUACCUUCAUGUUUCUUCAAGGUGUGUCAGCACUGGAAGGACGUGUGAGCCAAGGGCAACUUCAGGUUCUAUAGGGCUGUAGAUUUUAAGUGCCUAAUGAGAAAACUGGACUUGUAAUUCCUUGUCUUAUUACACUGAAUGAAUUUUCAAAGUCUGCAUGUGUGUGUCUCAAGAAAUUGAAAAUAUUGAAAUUUCAGAUGAACACGUGUGGCUCAGAAUAGAGUUAUUUGACCCUUGUGACAUAGGCAUGGGAUAUUUUCUCAGUUACCAGGAGGGUGACUGUGGUGUCUGUCAAACCUUUGGUGUUUGUCCUAACUUUGACAUCGUUGCAGAAAACUGUAAAGUGAAUGUUUCAGCAUCCCUGAGAGGCUCAGACCUGCCCACAUAUGACCACGCCUUGGCUCAGCUCUCUGGGUUUGUUGUUCAACAAAGAUGGGUGUGUGGAGCUCCAGAGGAAGAGAGAAGCCCUGGAAUGCAUCUGGCCAUUAACACAGUGUUUUGUACAGGUUGUGGGAUUGUUAGGAGUUGCUUCCCCAAGCUUAUAAAUCUAUGGCUCCUCAUGCAGAGCUGCUCAGAGACAUCCCAGAGAAACACGUGUGUUCAAGGCCGGAGCCAGCUGAGCGACGGGACACUGUAGGAUGCUCCGCGAUGUCCUAGGGAAAACCUGCCGGUUUCUGGGAUACACUGUGCAGUAUGGCUGCAUAGCACACUGUGCCU